UAAUAUUAAUAUUAUCAAAUAUAUAUAUAUAUAUACGAACAUCUAUGAUCUCCGUCAACGAUAAUUACGAGAGCAUUUUAUGCGUUUUAUCAUUGCCGCCUGGUGGGAAUCGGCUUUAUAUUUUAACGAGGAAACAAUUUUACCGUUCGUUUUUCAAUAAAAUCCGUUUUUAAUAAUAUAUUUCAACCAAAGAAUACGAUAUUUUUUUAAAAUCACGAUGAUUAACGAAAAAUCGACUAUCGGGCAUUCGAGCAAAGUUGUGUACUGGAAACAGCGAAAUUCUGUUCCCAAGAUGCCAUCUUGGAAGUGAAUAUCUACGAGCAGCAAAUUGAUCGAUUUGGUUUCGCUUCGAGCAGAAAUUGUUGUUUAAGGAGAUUGGUAAUUUACUGAAGAAUAAUUGAGGAUAUUUACUAAAUACUUUGAUGCUUCUGUAGUUGAGAGACACGUUUCCUUCGCGUGAUUAGCGAGACUAACAAAGAGGUUGUUGUAAUUAAAGUUCUAGGCAUUUUCUUCGGUACGUAACGUUUACCACACAGACAUUAUAGAUUAGCGACGCACAAGAUGUUGCAGUAAACCGUACUCUAAGGAUGUAACUAAACACUUAUUGUAACGUUUAAACGAUCAGUAUCGUGUAUGUAACCUGUUUGUUUAAAAUAAAUAUCCAUUAAGUGUACAAAUAACAAGCUACGAUCCAUUCGUAGAAGUAGACCAACAAUUCAAUUAAUCGCCCCGGAUCAGUAGUUCUUUUCGUUAUUUUAUGUGCGAUCGAUUCCUUCAAUAAUUUCCAACGAAAUUUUCACUUGCACGUAUGGGGCAAAUGAUCUUUUAAUAAAAGUUCUACAAUAAAAAUUGAUUAGGCCGCACGUACGGCACUUAAAUUUAAAUAUUACUCGGCUCACUUCGUAGAUGACGCUUCGGUCGCGGAAAAAUCAAUGUUUACGUCGUCCACGUGAUUUUGACAAGUUACAUAUUCUACUUGAAUAAUUUUGUAUAAAUUUGCAUAAUCGCGUGCUCGUACACGAAAGUGUCGUUCAGUUAUAAAUAGAACACAAUUUGUACUUAAGUACCAGGAAGUUCAAUCAUGGGAAAAAGGUAUUACUGUGAUUACUGCGACAGAUCGUUCAAAGAUGAUCCAGAGGCUAGAAAAAAGCAUCUUUCGAGUUUGCAGCACGUGAAAAAUCGUGCAGACCAUUAUAAUACAUUCAAAGAUCCCGAAGUUAUACUGAAAGAAGAAAGUUCGAAAGUACCAUGUAAAUGGUAUAUGAACAACGGCGAAUGUGCAUUUGGUCUUGGCUGCAGAUACUCCCAUUAUACUCCUCCUAUGAUAUGGGAACUCCAAUGCCUUGUUGCGAUGAAAAAUCAAUCGAAGCUGAACUUAGCGCCUGAGAAUGGCUGGCCCAAUCCUGAUGACAUAAUCAAAGAAUAUUUCGAGAAUUCUCCAAGCACGAGUAGUUCAGAAGAUUUUACUUAUCCUACGUGGCAUAGACCUCUGGAAUUACAAAAUUACAGUAUGCUGCCGCCAUCACUGUGGCCGAUUACUCCAGAGAGUUUAACAAAUACCACAGCAUUUACAGAAUGGGGAUAAAAAUUCUAAUUUAUUAAACAAAAAUAAAAUUUUAAUUGUACUUUUUUAAUCAAGAGACUGAUUGUAAUAAAAAUAAGCUAAAUAGGAACUAAUUAUUUGUACUUAAAAUCGAAGGAGAUUUUCGUUGUUUGAAUAAAAUAAUGAUUUAAGUGUU
Ceratina calcarata is the source of this 1739-nucleotide messenger RNA. RefSeq names its product zinc finger matrin-type protein 5. The coding region runs from base 1082 to 1585 and encodes 167 amino acids. The record is from RefSeq and is a predicted model, not a curated record. NCBI's taxonomy places the organism in Eukaryota, Metazoa, Arthropoda, Insecta, Hymenoptera, Apidae. Gene Ontology annotation, molecular function: nucleic acid binding; zinc ion binding. The transcript is spliced from 3 exons. Gene Ontology annotation, cellular component: U12-type spliceosomal complex; nucleus.